This is a messenger RNA of Aegilops tauschii subsp. strangulata, 1158 nucleotides long. Its product is annotated as F-box protein At2g23160-like. The record is from RefSeq and is a predicted model, not a curated record. NCBI's taxonomy places the organism in Eukaryota, Viridiplantae, Streptophyta, Magnoliopsida, Poales, Poaceae. Gene Ontology annotation, molecular function: protein binding.
AUGACAACCACAACUACACCGGCCGCCGAACAAGUCUCGUUACUACCGGAGGACACCAUCUUCGAGAUCCUAUCCUGGCUGCCGGCGAAGUCCCUGUGCCGAUCCCGGUGUGUGUCCAAGAAGUGGCACACCCUCGUCUCCAACCAGGCCUUCGUCGCCGUGCACAGUUCCCGCGCCGAAGCGCUCCUCGUCACCGUUACCACCGGCAGAGCCCCCUUUAUGGCUGUAGCGGUGCUGCGGCUCAUGGACAUGGAGGGCAACGUGGUGAGGGUGGUGAAAACCCAUGGUGUGUUCCGGAGUUUCUGCCUGAGCUUCGAUGGCCUCGCAUGUCUCCUCUUUGGCCCCCAAUGUGAUACCAAGGCCCAGGUGAUUGAUCUAGCCACCGGGAAGGUCCUCGUGUCUAGCUAUAAACGGCCCAAGUGUGCGGGCAGGUGGGUAGACAAAUGCUCUGGCUUCGGACGCACCGCCCAGUCUGGCGUGCACAAGAUCUUCGGCGUCAUCCUCGAGUCGGCGAUAACCGGCCUCUAUAAUUGUGUGGUUCUCACGGUAGGAGACGACGACGCCGAGUGGAGGCCCACGCAGCCGCCCCCAUACUCAAUCUCUGCCGUCUACGAUGGCUACAACGAAGGGGUCACCUUCAACGGCUACGUGCACUUCUUAUCCCUGGACGAGGACAUCGUGAUCGUGAUCUGCUUCGACCUCGAGACAGAGGGGUGGAAGGUGAUCCAAGGACCACCAGAUGUAUCCAGCCACACGUCGGGAGACAAGAUCAGCAUCGCCGAGCUCAACGGAGCCUUGUGCGUGGUCCGAAAUACGCCGGCUGUCAUUUCUCUAUGGCUCUUGGCCGAUCCUAGUGGUAGGGAGAAUUGGGUCAAGACUUACACGAUCCGGAAGGGUUAUACGCCCAUCUAUCUCCUGAUUCCGUUGAGAAUCAUACACCCUAGCGGGAAGCUGCUCUUCUGCCAUUUCUAUGACGAUUUGACGAUGGCGCCCGAAAUACAAAUGUAUGAUCCUAGUUACGAGACAUGCACGGUUGUGAUCAACACGCCGACCGAACUCGUUGGCAGGAUCAGACUUUGCAGUUCCCACACAGAUCCUAGAUGUUUUUUCUCAAAAAGGAAGCGCAAACCUCCCGGCCUCUGCAUCUUCGAAACAUAA